GACUUCGUAAUAUAAUGCCCAGUUCUUUUUUUGGUAGCCGAUAGAGCGAGAGUGUUGUCGUGGGGAUUUUUGGGUGGUUUGAGGCUGUGUCCUUCGGGUGGAAGGACGGCCGUGUCAUCCCCCAUCCUGGUAGGUUUCAGGGUGUGACACUCUUCCUAUAAAUACCCACCAACACAAACCUCCGACUCCAUCCACAAACACAAACUACCUUAAACACAACACAUGAUUUCGCAGAAAAUGAGGUUAGGGUCAUUUAUACCGUUGCUCCUCCUGGCCUCGGUGCUCGGAGCCACCACCCAGCAGUGCGGGAGCCAAGCCGGCGAGGCCAAGUGUGUCGGGGGGCUGUGCUGUAGCAAGUUCGGCUACUGCGGAAGCGGUCCUGCCUACUGCGGUGACGGCUUCCAGAUCCAAUGUACUCCUAGUGGCUUGCCGACUCCCUCUGGCGGCGGCGGGGACAUCGGCGGCUUGAUCAGUCAGGACCUGUUCAACAAGCUGCUAAAGCAUCGGAACGACGGGAAUUGCCCCGGCAAAGGGUUCUACACCUACGACGCAUUUAUCACGGCCGCGAAGUCGUUCGGCGGGUUCGGGACGACGGGCGGCACGGGCACGAGGAAGCGAGAGAUUGCAGCAUUUUUGGCUCAGACAUCGCACGAAACCACAGGUGGAUGGGCAAGUGCACCGGACGGUCCAUAUGCAUGGGGAUAUUGCUUCUUGCAAGAGCAAGGCAAUCCUGGAGACUAUUGCGUUGCCAACCAACAAUGGCCUUGUGCUCCUGGCAAGAAAUACUAUGGACGUGGUCCUAUCCAAAUAUCUUACAACUACAACUAUGGCCUGGCGGGGAAAGCCAUCAACUACGACCUCCUGAGCAACCCGGACGCGGUCGCGACCGACCCGGUCAUCUCGUUCAAGACGGCCCUCUGGUUCUGGAUGACGCCGCAGUCGCCGAAGCCCUCGUGCCACGCCGUGGUCACCGGCCAAUGGCAGCCGUCCGCCGCGGACAGCGUGGCAGGACGGGUCCCGGGCUACGGGGUCAUCACCAACAUCAUCAACGGCGGGAUCGAGUGCGGGAAGGGCUCGAACCCGCAGGUGGAGGACCGGAUCGGGUUCUACAAGAGAUAUUGCGACUUGCUAAAGGUGGGAUACGGCAACAAUCUCGACUGCUACAACCAAAGGCCAUUUGCCUAGUUCUAUUACUAUAUCGAGUCAUUGCUCACGUAGUGGUGAUCAAUAAGCUGAGAUGUACUCGUCCUGCGUAUUAAGCUGCGACUGCUAGGUGUUUGUCCACACAUGAAGGACUAAAUAGAGGAUAUUGACCUUUCUAUUA
This is a messenger RNA of Syzygium oleosum, 1324 nucleotides long. RefSeq names its product basic endochitinase-like. The record is from RefSeq and is a predicted model, not a curated record. Gene Ontology annotation, molecular function: chitin binding; chitinase activity. Gene Ontology annotation, biological process: defense response to fungus; cell wall macromolecule catabolic process; carbohydrate metabolic process. The coding region runs from base 223 to 1185 and encodes 320 amino acids. The transcript is spliced from 4 exons. NCBI's taxonomy places the organism in Eukaryota, Viridiplantae, Streptophyta, Magnoliopsida, Myrtales, Myrtaceae.